AUGUAUCGUAUGGAUGAGCUGAAAAAAAGUAUACCGGAAAAUAUAUUUGAACACGUUUCCGAAUAUAUUGUUAACCGUUCGCGUGCAAUAUUAUAUGUAAAGGAAGAUACCUUACAAAGAAAGAUUAAUUCAUUUGAAUUAGGUCAAAGAAGAGUACCUCGUGUUGAUCGUAAUGUUGUUAAGAAUUUAUCAUCUCGUAUAUUGUCAAAUGAUGAAACUGAUUGUCUUGCCCAUGGAUUAGAUUAUGGUCUUGUUCCUAAAAAUACUGAUGAUAUGAAUAUUGUUAGUAAUAUUGAAAACUUCUUUCAUCGAAUCACUGAUAUUUCUCAACAUCAUAAAAAGCUAAUGUCUGAAGUUAAUGAUAAAGAUACUGUUGAUGGUGCUGAUGUUCGUGUUCUUAAUUCAAAAGAAAUGACUUUGGCGAGCAGUUUUCGUUCUAUAACUGAUUCAUUUCGUCAUCAAGUUUAUCGUUUUGCACAAUUACACAAUAGAAUUAAUACUGAACAGCAAAAAUGUUGCAAUGUAUUAAAGAAUUUAAAAGAAGAUAAAUCGAUUGUUGUUACUCGCCCAGAUAAAGGCAGAGGUGUUGUUUUGUUGGAUAAAGUCGACUACUUAUCGAAAAUGCAUACUAUACUGAACGAUUCAACUAAAUUUUCGUUUUUGUCGUAUGAUCCUACAAUCAUCCGAGAAACUAAAUUAAUUAAAUUGUUGAACAAACUACUUGAUGAAGGUACUAUUUCUAAAGAUUUUUAUAAUUUGGCGAAACCUUUUGGUUCGAUUCCUGGACGUCUUUACGGAUUGCCGAAAGUACAUAGGGAAGAUAUUCCACUUCGACCGAUUGUUUCAGCUAUUAGAACAUUUAACUAUGGUCUCGGAAAAGCUCUAUCACAAUUAUUGUCGCAAUUUAUCGAGAAAAAAAAUAUGAUUCGUGAUUCAUUUUCAUUUGUUAAAGAAUUACUCGCGCUACCAAAGUAUUCCAUUAUUAGACGCCAACUUAACCUUAUAUACACUCCUUCUACUCCUAUAUCAUUACCAUCACUCACUACUGAUACUGUUGUUCUUCGCGUACCUUAUUUCGGACCAUUAAGUCAAGUGUAUGCAAAACGGAUUAUCUCCGCUACUAACAAGAACUACCCACUAAAAAGAAUUAGACUUAUAUAUGACGUGAAAGAACGUGUAGGAACUGGUUUUACUCUGAAAGAUCCGAUUCCCGAUCAAAUGCAAGCAGGAGUUGUUUAUGAAGCCACUUGUCCUGAAUGUAAAGUAUAUUACAUCGGUAAAACUUUUCGACAUUUUAAAACCCGUACACAUGAGCAUCUUCAUUAUCAAAAACAAGACCUAUGUCUGAAAAAAACUGCUAAAUCAAAACAUACCGUAAAACGAAACAGCUCAACGAUUAAAACAUCUGUCCAACGUAAAGGGUCGAUUACUCGGUCACAAACAGGAAAAUUACCACCUUUAUCUGUACAAUCCAUUCAACAAGAAAUCGCGAAACUUGUGAAAAAUCCUGAAAUAAUACAAACAAAUAUAAAACCACCUACUCCUAAAGCAGCCAUAGCCAAACAUUAUUAUACGACAGGUCAUACAUUUACUAAUGAUGACUUCAAUAUUCGAAUAAAAGAGAGAUAUAAAUAUAAACUAUCAAUUAAAGAGUCUCUAUUAAUCAAACAAAAAAAACCACCACUAAAUAAAGGCAUAAGAUCAGUACCACUCUAUAUUUACGCCGAUGGAAUAGAACAAAACAAUGCAAGAAAACAAAAACAACGAACAAUUCCGGAUACGUCCAUCCGGACAACGAAUCAAGAUUAA
Molecule: messenger RNA, 1809 nt
Organism: Rotaria sp. Silwood2
Lineage: Eukaryota; Metazoa; Rotifera; Eurotatoria; Philodinida; Philodinidae
Source: the annotation of a GenBank genome assembly